Molecule: messenger RNA, 1095 nt
Organism: Colletotrichum spaethianum
Lineage: Eukaryota; Fungi; Ascomycota; Sordariomycetes; Glomerellales; Glomerellaceae
Product: putative ribosylation factor GTPase-activating protein cnt6
Exons: 2
Coding region: 1-1095 (364 amino acids)
Source: RefSeq, a predicted model, not a curated record
AUGCGAAAUCCGCAGACCCUGAAGGCCUCCAAGGCCCUCCUGGCUCACAUCAAGAAGGCCGCCAAGGAAAAGUCCGAAGAAUCCGGCAAGAAGAACCUGCUCGCCGACCCCGACGAUGAGGAGGGCAACGUCGCCCAGCAGCCCAUCUGGCUGACCCUCACGACGAAGCGCCACAUCGCCGACAGCGCCCGCCUCAAGCCCGGCAAGAUCACCCUUCCUCACCCGCUCAACACGGACGAGGAGUCGACGAUAUGCCUCAUCACCGCCGACCCCCAGCGCGCCUACAAGAACAUUGUCGCCUCGGACGAGUUCCCCGAGGCCCUGCGCAAGCGCAUCACCCGCGUCGUCGACCUCGGCAAGCUCAAGUCCAAGUUCAAGCAGUACGAGGCCCAGCGCAAGCUCUUCGCCGAGCACGACAUCUUCCUCGCCGACGACCGCAUCGUCAGCCGCCUGCCCAAGGCCCUCGGCAAGACCUUUUACAAGACCACCGCCAAGAGGCCCAUCCCCGUCAUCCUCUCCGCCAAGGCCCCCCGCGGAGAAGACCCCGGCACCGUUAACGCCGGCACGCCGCAGGAGAUCGCCGCCGAGAUCGAGAAGGCCAUCGGCGCCGCCCUCGUCAGCCUGACGCCCUCCACCAACACCGCCAUCCGGAUAGGCUACGCCGGCUUCUCGGCCGACCAAAUCGCCGACAACGUCACGGCCGUCGUCAAGACGCUCAUUGAGAAGUGGGUGCCGCAGAAGUGGCAGAACGUCAAGAGCAUCUACAUCAAGGGCCAGGAGACGGCCGCCCUGCCCGUGUGGCUGACGGACGAGCUCUGGCUGGAGCAGAAGGACAUUGUCGCCGACGACAGCGAGCAGGCCAAGGCCAUCAAGGAGAAGGCCAACGUCGGCAAGAAGCGCAAGUCGAUCGGCGCCGCCGAGGGAGACGAGGAGGAGACCAGCAAGCCCACGCCCAAGAAGGCCAAGAAGGCCGCCAAGGAGGCGCAGAAGGCGCUGCCCGAGAGCAACGACGACGCUCUCAACAAGCAGAUUGCCGAGCGCAAGGACAAGCUGAAGAAGCAGAAGGCCAAGGCCAAGGCUGCUCUGGACAACUAG